Molecule: messenger RNA, 9138 nt
Organism: Xenopus laevis (African clawed frog)
Lineage: Eukaryota; Metazoa; Chordata; Amphibia; Anura; Pipidae
Gene: atp2b4.S
Product: plasma membrane calcium-transporting ATPase 4
Exons: 22
Coding region: 557-4303 (1248 amino acids)
Biological process (GO): calcium ion transmembrane transport; regulation of cytosolic calcium ion concentration; intracellular calcium ion homeostasis
Cellular component (GO): glutamatergic synapse; membrane; plasma membrane
Molecular function (GO): ATP binding; nucleotide binding; P-type calcium transporter activity
Source: RefSeq, a predicted model, not a curated record
GUUCCACCUUAAACAGAGACUAGGGCGGACGCAGGGGUAAAGAGAGAAUUCUUCCUUAAACUGAAGCUGUCCCUAAACCGCCAGUUAUCCCUCACAGGCUCCGCCCACGGGUUGGGUUGUGUCUGGAUUAGUUUGAGGUGAAGCCGUAGCUGUUGUCACCCGUUGGGUGAGUAGCCGGUUCUUGUGCCUCUCAAAUCGCGACCUGCUGGCACUCUGCCACGCAACAGGCGUCCUGGUAUCAGAACCGUUGGACAGGGUGCGCCCGAACCACUCCGGGGCUUUUACGUGCCUGCUGUGUUUCCAGGAUUUUACCCACUCUUUUGCCAGUGUUGUACCUAGUAAGAUGUGUACCUUGUUUACUCUUGGGGCCCCGACACGCUGGCAGGAGAAAUCUGGAAGGAGAUUGGAGUAGCAAGUGGCAACAUCUUUGAGUUGGAUUGGAAAGGUACAACACAGAAUUCAAAGUAAAAUAAAGGAACUAAAGGACAUCAGUCAGCUGCAACCGAGUCAGAGAACAGAAAAGUGUUAAAAGAAGUGUGCAGAGCUUUAUCCAAAAAUGGCUAAUAACUCUACAGACCACCAUCCUGCUAACUCUGUAAAUGAGGGCGGCUAUGAAGGAGAUUUUGGUUGCAGUGUUAUGGAUUUACGGGAGCUUAUGGAACUACGCUGUGCAGAGGCUGUCGGCAGUAUCAGGGAUACUUUUGGAGGGGUACACAACAUCUGUCGCAGGCUAAAGACAUCACCAGUAGAAGGUUUGUCAGGGAACCCCUCAGACCUUGAGAGAAGGAGACAAGUAUUUGGUAAAAACUUCAUCCCUCCAAAAAAAGCCAAAACUUUCUUGCAGCUGGUGUGGGAAGCACUGCAGGACGUUACCUUAAUUAUCCUGGAAAUUGCAGCCAUAAUAUCUCUGGGUCUUUCUUUCUACCACCCACCAGGAGGAGAUAAUGAAUUAUGUGGUGAAGUUGCCGCAGGAGUGGAGGAUGAAGGUGAGGCUCAAGCUGGAUGGAUUGAAGGAGCAGCCAUCUUGUUCUCGGUCAUCAUAGUUGUUCUUGUAACAGCCUUCAAUGACUGGAGCAAAGAGAAGCAAUUUCGGGGCCUACAGAGUCGAAUUGAGCAGGAGCAGAAAUUCACUGUUAUCCGUAAAGGGCAGGUUAUCCAGAUCCCUGUAGCAGAGCUAGUGGUGGGUGAUAUCGCACAGAUUAAGUAUGGUGACCUCCUUCCUGCUGAUGGGAUAUUGAUUCAAGGCAAUGAUUUAAAAAUUGAUGAAAGCUCUCUAACUGGGGAGAGCGAUCAGGUGAAAAAAUCAUUAGAGAAGGACCCCAUGCUUUUGUCUGGAACGCAUGUAAUGGAAGGAUCUGGACGUAUUGUAGUCACAGCAGUAGGUGUCAACUCUCAAACUGGCAUAAUAUUCACCUUGCUAGGUGCUAACGAGGGAGGUGAAGACGAGAAGAAAUCCAAAAAAGGUAAAAAAACAGGACCCUCAGAAAAUCGCAACAAAGCCAAAGCUCAGGAUGGGGUUGCACUGGAGAUCCAACCACUGAAAAGUGAAGAUGGUGUAGAGAGUGAAGAGAAAGAGAAAAAGGUUGUAAAAGUGCCAAAGAAAGAGAAGUCUGUCCUUCAAGGGAAGCUAACCCGUCUGGCAGUGCAAAUUGGAAAAGCAGGUCUCAUUAUGUCGGCUAUCACAGUGAUCAUCUUGGUGCUCUAUUUUGUCAUUUAUACAUUUGGAGUUUUAGGCCGCCCAUGGUUGGCGGAAUGCACUCCUAUCUACAUCCAGUACUUUGUCAAAUUUUUCAUUAUUGGUGUCACUGUGUUGGUGGUGGCUGUCCCUGAGGGAUUGCCUCUUGCUGUGACAAUAUCUUUGGCCUACUCUGUAAAGAAAAUGAUGAAAGACAAUAAUCUUGUACGUCACCUGGAUGCCUGUGAAACUAUGGGCAAUGCAACCGCAAUAUGCUCUGAUAAAACUGGAACUCUCACUAUGAACCGAAUGACUGUAGUACAGGCAUUUGUGGGUGGCACUCAUUAUAGGCAGAUUCCUGAUCCGGAGGCACUGAACACAAAAACUCUUGAGCUUAUAGUCAAUGGGAUUUCAGUCAACUCUGCAUACACCUCCAAGAUCCUGCCCCCUGAAAAGGAAGGAGGUCUCCCCAGGCAGGUGGGUAACAAGACGGAAUGUGCACUACUGGGAUUUGUUUUGGACCUGAAACAAGAUUAUCAGGCAGUACGAAAUGAAAUUCCUGAAGAGAACCUCUACAAAGUUUAUACAUUCAACUCAGUGCGAAAAUCUAUGAGCACAGUGCUGAGUGAACCUUCUGGAAAAUUCCACAUGUACAGCAAAGGGGCAUCUGAAAUCAUUCUGCGCAAGUGUACCCGAAUCCUGGACCAAGGAGGAGAUGUAUGCCCAUUUAAAUCAAAGGACCGGGAUGAGAUGGUAAAGAAAGUAAUAGAGCCUAUGGCAUGUGAUGGCUUGCGCACAAUCUGUCUGGCAUAUCGUGAAUUCCCUGCAGAUAGAGUGCCUGAUUGGGACAAUGAGGCAGAAGUCCUCUCUGACCUGAUUUGCAUUGCUGUGGUAGGAAUAGAAGAUCCUGUUCGACCAGAGGUGCCUGAAGCUAUUCUAAAGUGCCAGCGAGCAGGUAUCACAGUGCGCAUGGUUACAGGUGACAAUAUAAACACAGCUCGUGCAAUAGCUACAAAGUGUGGUAUCCUGCAGCCAGGAGAAGACUUCUUGUGCUUGGAAGGAAAAGAAUUCAACACAUUGAUCCGAAAUGAAAAGGGAGAGGUAGAACAGGACAAAUUGGACAAGGUUUGGCCAAGACUUCGUGUUUUGGCUCGGUCAUCACCUACUGAUAAGCACACACUGGUGAAAGGCAUCAUUGACAGCACAGUAUUAGAGCGAAGACAAGUGGUGGCUGUGACUGGAGAUGGAACAAACGAUGGACCUGCCCUAAAGAAAGCAGAUGUGGGCUUUGCUAUGGGCAUAGCUGGCACAGACGUGGCAAAGGAGGCUUCUGAUAUUAUCUUGACAGACGACAAUUUCACCAGCAUUGUAAAGGCUGUUAUGUGGGGCCGCAAUGUAUACGACAGUAUUUCAAAAUUCCUGCAGUUCCAGCUCACAGUUAAUGUUGUGGCAGUAAUUGUGGCAUUUACAGGAGCCUGCAUCACCCAGGAUUCGCCACUGAAAGCUGUGCAGAUGCUCUGGGUCAACCUUAUCAUGGACACAUUUGCAUCUUUAGCUUUGGCAACUGAACCUCCCACUGAUUCGUUACUUCUACGCAAACCAUAUGGGCGCAACAAACCCCUGAUCUCGCGCACCAUGAUGAAGAACAUAUUGGGACAUGCUGUUUAUCAGCUUACCAUCAUAUUCACUUUGCUUUUUGCAGGUGAAAAGUUUUUUGACAUUGACAGUGGUAGAAAUGCCCCCCUUCAUUCUCCACCUUCUGAACACUAUACAAUUGUCUUCAACACCUUUGUCAUGAUGCAGCUUUUUAAUGAGAUCAAUGCCCGCAAAAUCCAUGGCGAACGUAAUGUCUUUGAGAACAUCUACCGGAACCCCAUCUUUUGUGCAGUUGUGUUGGGCACUUUUGGAGCUCAGAUAAUAAUUGUGGAGUUUGGAGGAAAGCCAUUCAGUUGUUCUGGCCUUACUUUGUCACACUGGUUCUGGUGUAUCUUCAUUGGGGUUGGAGAGCUGCUGUGGGGACAGCUAAUUUGCACAGUACCCACCAGCAGACUCAAGUUCCUGAAGGAGGCUGGCCAUGGGCCAUUGAAAGAGGACAUUCAGAAGGAAGAACUUACAGAGGACCGGGAUGAGAUUGAUCAUGCAGAAAUGGAGCUUAGGAGAGGCCAGAUUUUGUGGUUCAGAGGCUUAAACCGAAUACAGACUCAGAUGGACGUAGUUUAUACAUUCCAGACGGGAGGUACCUCUUUACAAGGGGCUCUGAGGCGCCAGCCUUCCACCAUUAGCCAGCACCUUGAUGCUAAACAUGCCUCUAGCCCAACACACAUUAAAGUGGUGAAUGCGUUCCGAAGCUCCCUCUACGAGGGGCUAGAGAAGCCACAGAUCCGCAGUGCCAUCCAUAGCUUCAUGACCCAUCCAGAGUUCACUCCACGGGAGGCAGGACCUGCCACCGAUUUCGAAGACAGCAACAGCGACAGUGACAGCGAGGGUGAGGAAUCUAAGGGUGUCUCAAACAGGCACAAAGAUCAGACACACAAUCACAACAAUAAUUCUUCUGUUGACCCACAUGCAUUGGAUAUCACAGUGUCUCCAUCUGAAAGCUCACUUCACAGCAUGGAAACCUCCAUCUGAUGCCAAUGUUAAAUGAUAUUCCUGAAGAAGGGCAUCACCCCUCCUUCCUCAGCUGUCCUGUUUUUUUCCUACUCCCUCCAAUCUUAUUCCAACAAUCGCCACUUCAUUAAACACAUAAAAAUUCACUUUUACAAAAUACACUUAAUAAACCCACUGACAAAUAAACUCAUUAAAAAUGAACAAUUACAGAGUAAUGCAAACUAUUCAUAAAGCCAUAAGCACAUAGUUUCCAUGAAUGACACUUUUUAGAUCCAUACUAUUAUAGCUGUAACAUCCUUUACUGUGUAUUUGUCCAUAUACCUAUUGACACAAUUCUGUGUGUAGCAAUAUGAUAUGAUAAUUUUACCGCCACAGAUAAUGGUCAUCCAAAGAUCAAAUCUCAGUCUGUAUACAGCCAUAAGCAGAGUAGAGCUGUUCAUUCAUUAAAGGCAUGGUCAAAGUCUCUGCCAAUUAAAACACUACGUUAAAUACACAGCCAUAAAUGCAUUCACAAAAAUAUAUUGCAAUUCUCACUUAAUGUCUUAAUCACACAUUUACAUGCUGCAUAUAUAUAAACGCAAAAUAUGUCCCUUUCUGCGCUACAUAAAUAUUUUCAUCAUAUAGUAAGGUUUUUAUCAUAAGCAAAGAUGCUUGUUAUUAUGGUAAAAAAUGCAGGGAAUAUGUUCUCUGUCCCUUUUACCUCAACCUGUUCCCCUUGUCUUCUGUGUUUGCAUGUUUAAGAACAGAAUUUCACUUACCAACUAUUUUAAACUCUAUGAUCUGCUUGUUCAUCCAAAACCAACAACCCCCAUGCCUCAUCUUCUGCCUCCCAACAUCUACAAGUGCCACCACGAAGGGAAUGGUUUUAUUAACCAAAGUGUGCCACCCCUACUGCUUCACCCAGGCGCCUAUGCCUGCUGAACUUGUCUUCCACCUGUAAGACUACUUCUUCAGCUGAGCUGUGAACUUGUGGAGCUAUACAAAUGCCGGAUUUCUCCUAAUACCAAGGAAUAAAAGCUGUGCCAUUUUGAUAGCCUGCUGGCAUCUCUGCCUUUUGGAAGCUGUUGUUCACUGACAUUGGAGAAAGGACAUUAGAAAGGGAGGGGGGCAUAUGUGUGUUUACUGAAUGGAGGGCUACAAUGCCAUAUUAAAUGCAUGUAUGAAGAAUUAUAUAUAUAUUAUAUUAUAUAUGUAUGGGAUCUGUUAUCCUACAGAAAAGGUACUUAUGUAAUUUUGAUCAUCAUUCCUCAAGUCUACUAAAAAAAAUAGCAAUUAAAAAAACAAAUAUAAUUGUUUUCCAGCCAGCAUGCUUUUAUUUGCUUACUAUCAAGUUAUUAUCUUAUUAUUACUGAGAAAACAGAAUUCAGUUAAUAUUUUAUUACUGUGCUUAAAAUGGAUGCUAUUGAAGAAGGCCUGUCCAGAUUUGAGAGCUUUCUGGAUAAUAGGUUUCCAUAUAAUAGAUCCCAUACCUGUAAGUUAAUAUAUAUAAUAGUUUAUAAUCACUGAUUUUGAAAGAGGGCUAAUGAAUAUGAGAUUUUUUUCAUGUUUGGGUGGGAGUACUGUAUUGCGUUUUUUUGUCCUUAAUUAGCCUAUUCUUGGAAGCAUUGGUAGGUCAAAUUGUUGUGCUAUUUUUUCUGUUUACACUCUUUUCAGUAAUAGUUAGGGCAGAUGAAACCGUUAAAUCACACCUUUGCUUUCUAGUCUUCUUAAUUUUCAACUAUUGAGCUUAUUGUACAUACCAUGUGUUUGUACUUUGCACAGAACAUAGCAUACAACUUUUUUAGAGCUAUACAGAGCUCUUCAUAUUAGCAUGAAUUUGUAAGUUGAAAUAUUUUUCUUCUUUAUUUGGCUUCCAAAAGCAAUUUGUUUUUUUAGAUUGCAGAUAGCUUGUCAUGCUAGUGGCUGGUACUACUGCUACUGUGUUUUUGCUUAGCCAUGUAUAAAGCUUGGUUUCAACAAACAGUUGUGGUGGUGGCCCUUGGAGUUUAUGGUUGGUGCCUUUUUACUAUCCCAGCACACCUAUUUUUAAGUGUUCCUUAAUACAGGGGCCAAAAAGUGCUGCCGCUUUCAGUUAUCUUGAUCCAGAAGGAGCUUAACCCACUAAGUACUCAUGCUAGUGGCCAUACCGUUGUUUCCAGAGGCAAAAUUCAUCUCCAAAAAAGAAAUUUAAAUUAAAGUUGCUCUCAAAAAUAUUUUAGAUGCAAAAAUUGAGCACAAGCUGUUUUUAAAUAUAAAGAAACUUGCCUGUGGUUUUUUAAAGAUAUAUAUAAUUGUGUAGAUUUCACUAGGCUGUUUAGUGUUAAAUAGGAGGAGUAAUUUUACAAGCCACGCCCUAUGCAACAUAUUUAUCAUUCCAGGCUUUAACUUAAUGUUAGUGUCUUUGUUUGCUCACAGAAUACAACAAAGUUCAUUGUUAGAUGGUGCAGAAAAUUUGGACAUUUGGGUCUUAUAAGUUUUUAGUAAUUUGGAUUUACUAAUACAAAUUUCAAAUACAAUUUGAUCAUAUUUAUUGCAGCAAGAGAAUUAACCGGUGCAGUUUCCUAUAAAAUUUGCAAUGUAAAGGCAAAAUACUGCUUUAGGCAUUAAGGGGGAGUUUCAGAUAACCUUUAAAGCAAAUCAUUGCAGAAGUUGCUUAAUUGCAUUUAAUAUUUUAAGUGAAGGUGACAUAUUUAAAUGAUUUUGGCAAGAAUAACAGAUGUCCUUUGCCCUUUUGUUUUUUUUUUAAUAUUUAAGCUUUUGGCAUAACACCAGCUGUAUCAUGAAUGCUGAGUUGCUCAUGACAAUCAUCCUGGCAAUAUAUUUUUUCGAUUUCACACACCUGACAGCUCUAUGCUAAUAUAGGAGGAGUCACAACAAAAUAUUCUAUGCGGAGUGCUCACCCAAACAAAGAAGCCAGGCUAAAAAUAUUGUGUUGGUUGGGAUUGAAAAAUAAAUGUGUCUCCCUAACUCCCACACUGUUUUUUUACAAAUUCUAACAGGACUGUGUGCUUCAACAAACAGUAUACAGUCCUACAGGCUUCAGAAUAGAGCCAGCAGAGAGGAGCUGAGCGCAGGUAAAAUCAGCCAGGUAAUGGGCCCAGUCAAAACAGCUUGGGGAGCACUCUGCUGUGAGUCUGUGUUUGACCUGUACAAGUAAACAUAUGAAUGUCAUAUAAGGCCUGCCUGCAGUAUAUGCUUUAACCUUGCAGAUUUUGUUUAAUUUAAGAUUUAAAUCUGUUUCAUUCUGGUGUUGCAUAAACAAUUGCUUUUGAGGGGAGUUCAAAAGAAUAAUAUAAUUUUGUGAAGUUAUUUGAUUUUUGAUAUGCUUAAAUGCUUGAAACACUUUUAUUCUAAAUGUCAAACAACAUCUAGAGAGUGCUUUUAAAUUGACUUAGGCAAACAAGAGUUAGUCUUACAUAUAUGUGCCAUGUUCAUCCAGAAGUAUGUUGUGAUCUCCUGUGCAUUUUACUUGCCUUAUAAUAAUGCACAUGGAGUAAUUCUGACGAAGCUUUGUGUAUUGUAUAGAAUCACCAACAACCCGCCCCUCAGUCUUUCAACAUUCCAAUGCCAAGCCUUCCAACAGAAAUAACCUGGCAUUUGGAAGAGUAAGGGUAGGGGCACAUGUGGCAGAUGAUUUGGUUUUUGCAGCCUGCAUUUUGCACACAGGAUGAGAAAAGCAGAUCCACUCCCAUCCACAGCUCUAUUUAACUCCACAGACAGGUACUGGGUCAGCCUGUGUGCAGCUGCACUAAGCGUACUUCAUCCUGAAAUACGUGAAUGCAUACUUUCUCAGGCCAAAAUCCACUAGGUGAAGCCACACAGAGCUGUGGGUGGGUGUGGAUCUGCUUUUCUCAGCCUGCGUACAAAACUCAGGCUAAGAAAAUUGGAUUAUGUGCUCCAACCCAACAUUAUGUUCAAUUAAUAGUGCUGCUGCUGAACAUACUUUUUACGAUUUUUUAGGAAGGAAAAAAUAGCUUAAAUGUAUGUUUAGCACAAGCCCUAUUCACUGGAUUUAUUUUGAAGAAAGGGUGGACUGCCUCUUUAAGGGUUUUGCCAUACACAAGAGAUUUGUGUUGUGUUGCCUGCAGUGCCAUAUACCUAAAAACAAGAUUAAAAUUAAUAUGUAAUUGAUUGUAGUGGUAUCAGUAUGGAUUACAUUUACAUUCAGUUAGAAGUAUUGUAGUCUAUCAAAAAUAACAAAAUAUAUCAAAAGAUAACAGGAGGCGGGGCUGUACACUUAUAUCCCCUCACAUGUACUGUUUUGCGUUUAUAUUCAAUAUUUAGGAUGCAAGAUAGUCUAUAAAAUUGUGAUCUAUGAUUCGUACAUUAAAGCCGAAUGGCUGCUAAUACUGGUUCAGUGGUAUAAAAUCCCAAGCAAAUAUUGAACCUUCCAUGUGAAACUGACUAUAUUAGCUUAUUUAUAAUGUGUGAGUCAUGUUAGUAGCCCAAAAAACGUGUUUUUUUUCUUGAUUCUGUCACAAAGGCUAACAUAUUUGAUGCAGCAUUGGUGGAUCAAAUCAGAUAUACCUGUUUCAGUGGAGAUAAAAAUAAUGGAUUUCCAAAAUUUUGCUAAAACUGUAAACCGCAUUACCCAGUAUAAAAUCCUUAAAAUUUCAGAGCCAUUGGCACGCAUUUUAUAGUGUGGCUGUGUCUGUUAUCAUUACCUAUACCAUAAAUUACCUUAAAUAUAGACAUUCAUCAUUAUCCAUAAGCCUGUAUACUGUCAUCUUUUCCCUAGAGAGAGCAUGCCUUAUUAAACUUGGGUUUCAAACUUGUCUCUGCUUAACUGGUAAAAUAAGCACUGUUAUUUUUGUAUAAAGUGCAAAAAUUACAUUUCUGUUGUGCAUGAUAUUAAAGAAAUGGUGGUUUUAUUUUUA